Messenger RNA from Heterocephalus glaber (naked mole-rat), 575 nucleotides. RefSeq names its product huntingtin-interacting protein M. The record is from RefSeq and is a predicted model, not a curated record. Gene Ontology annotation, molecular function: protein heterodimerization activity. NCBI's taxonomy places the organism in Eukaryota, Metazoa, Chordata, Mammalia, Rodentia, Bathyergidae.
GGAUAAGAGUUGGGGUUACAUUUUGCAGGUCUGGAUGCUGAUGGCUUCAGAGACCUAGUAUAGCCAGUGGAGCAGGAAGACUAGACCAGAGCCCCAAACUAGCAACCAUCAUGUGUGAACAAAAGAGCCAAUAUGGUUCCUAUAAAGACAACAAUCAACAGGAAGACCCUGCUUCCAGACCUGAGCAGCAGUUACCUGUGAGUGACAUCUACUGCAUUCUGCAUGAAGAAUAUAACCCAUACUUCUCAUCCACCUCAGACCUUCUUCUUGCCAUGCUAGAAUCCCUCACUGACUAUAUCUUGACGCUGGUAGGCUCUGAGGGCAACAAUGUCGGGAUGCCCACCAACCCACAAGAUGGAGAGAGAGAAAUGGACAACAACCAUGAGCAUCCUCCUAUCAUCCCAGAUGUGUCCUUCUCUUUCUCAGAUGAGAUGCCUGGGUCCAGGAAGAAAGGUUGAAAAUUGAUUCACAGAGCAUAGUGGGAAGCCUCAGAGGCUUAGCUAGAGCCACGAUGUCUCAGUGAAAAAGAGGCCCCACUGUUGUCAUCAACAAUGCUAAUAAAGGCUUUAAGUCCA